CAUUAUGCCAUUAUGGACAUUAUGGUACUUACCUAUAUUAUUAAUUAUCAUUAAUAAUUAAAACAUUUUUAAAUAGUAAAUACCAAUUUUUAAUUAUUUGUAUUUAUUGACUGUAUUUCUAUUUUUCCAUACAUUUUUAUUUAUUUCCUAUUUAUUGUUUAAAAUGAGUAAAAUCUGCUGUGUUGUUAACUGUAGUAAUACUUAUAAAAACACUACAAAUGUUAAGUUUUAUAAUUUUCCAAACAAGCCUUACCAGAGUGAAUUAAAGAAGCAAUGGAUUUAUGCAGUUAAACGUUUAGACAAUAAUGGUCAAUUGUGGUAUCCUAGGCCUCAUUCUGUUAUCUGCAGUGAACAUUUUGUUGGUAAUAAACGCUCAAAUGACUCAAAUAGCCCUUCAUACAUACCAUCAUUGUUUCCUGAAGUGUACAAAAAGAAACAAGUUAAUAUUAAACAGCUGAGUGAUAGGUAUAUACGAACAUCAAACCGUCAAGACAAAAAGUUAAAAAUGAUGAUAAAUGAUGUCAAGUCUUCAGAAGUAGAAAUCAUAGAACCACUUCAGUGUGAAAGCUCGAAUUGUGUCUCUAAUGUGGGAAUUCAAGUUAUGUUUGAUUUUAAAAAUUGCUAUACUUUACCAAGAGCAUUUAAGCAAAAUUAUCCUAACUGCCGCUGUAUUAUUGAUUGCACAGAGAUAAAAACUGAGCAACCAAGUACAGUUGAGCAAAGAGUUAACAUGUAUUCAAGAUAUAAAAGUGCUUACACAGUAAAAACUCUAGUAGCAAUUACUCCUAGUGGUUUAAUUUCAUUUUUAUCAAAAUGUUAUGGGGGUAGAGCAAGUGACACAUUUAUCACCAAUGACUGUGGUUUUUUAUCAAAACUUGAAAAAGGUGAUGAAGUUUUGGCAGAUAAAGGUUUUCCAGGUAUUAAGGUCUCUUGUGAAAAUAAAAACAGUAUUUUAAUAAUGCCUCCUUUUCUUCAUAAUGGGAGAUUUAGUGAAAAUGAAGUAGUUGAAACAUACAAUAUUGCUAGUGUAAAAUAG
Myzus persicae (green peach aphid) is the source of this 1036-nucleotide messenger RNA. RefSeq lists its product as uncharacterized. The transcript has 5 exons. Lineage: Eukaryota; Metazoa; Arthropoda; Insecta; Hemiptera; Aphididae. Bases 164 to 1036 code for a protein of 290 amino acids. The record is from RefSeq and is a predicted model, not a curated record.